Molecule: messenger RNA, 834 nt
Organism: Alternaria viburni
Lineage: Eukaryota; Fungi; Ascomycota; Dothideomycetes; Pleosporales; Pleosporaceae
Exons: 2
Coding region: 1-834 (277 amino acids)
Source: RefSeq, a predicted model, not a curated record
AUGCCUGAUGCAGUGUCUGCUGUCCCAACAUCAAAUCGCCAGGCCAUUCCGGUGCCGCCUAAAGAGCUUGCGGCGCCGCCUUCGAUCGAUGGCUACUUGGCACCAAUGAGACGGGUUCCCGAGCUUCUUGCACGCAUCGCGGACCAGGAAGCUGACAACGCAAGACUCCAGCAAGAGAAGACGGCUGCCAAAAAGAUGUCCAGCGACCACCAUACUCGUCUCACGCAGGCAACGAAGUCCUUGGGCGAUUUGACAGUCUCGUAUUCGAAGCGCCUGGAGGAGAAAGACGCCCUACUCAGUGAGAACGUCGCAAUCGAAGAGCGCGACACACUUACGAAGAAGGAAAUCGCCAAGUCCACCCGCGAGAUCAGCGAUAUGACGAUCAAGAUCCAAGAGAUGGAGACCCAGAUCCAAGCAUACGAGGUCGAGAAUUCGGAACUGCAAGAUCGCGUCACUACAUUGGAGACAGAAGCACACAGUCUGCAAUGUCACGUUCAAGACCUGGAGUUUGAGAGAGAGCAUGACCGGAUUUCGGAGGAUUCCCGUGGAUACGUCAGAAACGGUAGAAGGGACUCCACGCAACGCCCCAUGUCGAACUUUGACCCCACUCCUCCGCGCCAAGGUUCAGACCGAGACCGAGAAUCGAGGCACAGCGAGGCGGUAUACGUUGAGCAUCGGAGGAGGUCGAGUGGACUCUACGAGCGCGACGGUCAUCGACGAGGACCUCACAGGGAGGGCGGUCGUGGUCGAAACGAACGGACCAGGUCUUCGAUCAACGACCGCUUCGUCCCGGACAUAUAUCCCCCUACCGGACCUCGAGCCGAAAGGCGCUAA